Molecule: messenger RNA, 963 nt
Organism: Nicotiana attenuata
Lineage: Eukaryota; Viridiplantae; Streptophyta; Magnoliopsida; Solanales; Solanaceae
Product: putative F-box protein At3g24700
Exons: 3
Coding region: 1-963 (320 amino acids)
Molecular function (GO): protein binding
Source: RefSeq, a predicted model, not a curated record
AUGAGUGACAGCUCAAGAAUUCCCAUUUUGCCUGACGAUAUCGUCAACUCCAUCCUCAUAAAGUUACCUGUCACAUCUCUUUUACAGUUCAAAUGUAUCUGCAAAUCAUGGCGUUACUCCAUCAAUAACCCUAACUUCAUCAAGUUGCAUUUACAUGAAUCGUCUGCCAAUAUAAGUCGUCAAAAACUUCUCUUUGUUUCUUUUAGAAAUAUCUUCAGGUCAAAUGCUAAAUUCCACUUUCAUGAAGCAUUACUUGGUGUUGAUUCCAAAGUGCAUUCAUGCAAUGGUUUGGUGCUUAUGAAAACUGAGAUCAAUAUGAUCGUAUGGAAUCCUGCAAUUCGAAAAUACAAAUUGUUACCUAAGCCUGAUGAUAAGUUGCUACCAUGGUACGACGACGCACUAUUUGGUUUUGCCUAUGAUUUAGUGGCUGAUGAUUACAAGUUGUUCUACCAAGAUCUUGUUUCAUUAAAUGGUACAAUUAACAUUAUGGCCGCUUCAAACAUAGGAAACUACAAGCAAGAUUCUGAAUACUUGGUCAUAUCCUUAUACUUAGCAAAUGAAAAAUUCGUUAUAACGCCAGUUCCAGGUAAGCAUAAGUAUAAACUGAAAUUGCAUGCUUUUGCUAAUCGUGUUUGCAUUUCCUGGAUGGUCGAAGGGAAAAUUUCAAUUUGGGCAUUAGAGGAAGAUGGGAAAACUGGCUUGACAUGGAAUAACAUCAUGAAGAUUCCGACUUUGGGAUCAUUGAUUGGAAAGCCCACGUGGGGUGACUUCAUAUUUCUCAAGGCGAACGAAAAUAUACUAUACAAAAUGAUUGAUAAUGAUAGUUAUUAUUUGAUCGAGUACAAUGUGCGGAAAGAUGAAGCCACAGAGUAUUGCCUGGACGAACUUCCGAUGAAAGGAAUUCGCGGAGUUUCACUUUUGCACGUCGAAAGUUUAGUUUCCUCGGCAAUUCUUUGGGACUAG